CUAAAAACUUUGAAAUCGUUGCAUGUUGUGUUUAUAUUUUGUUCAGUGUAGAUAAGGAGUUUAAUCCAGUAUGUUCGAACAUGAAAGAGGAAUGUGUGUGAAUGUAUUGUGGGAGGCACUGGUGCACGCUGCUGGUUUUUGAUUUAAUAAACUGGGAGGGAACUUAAUGACUUUCGAGGGCAGACCCUUGAUAGAUAGAUAGAGUUUAUGACCAAUAGAAGUUAAGUCGUGUUUUUCAGUACCCAACCAUAUCAAGAAUUUGUCCUUCGCCUCGCCCACUUGUAAGUAAAUUAGACACGAGAAUUUGGCUAGUUGAGCUGUUGUCAGUUUCAGACAAGAUUUGGCAAUAUUUUGUCAACGGUGUAGCUGAAUAGUUUACAUAAAGUAAAGUUAUAAUAGCCAACGGUAGAUGAAAAGGUUGGGUAUUUAAUAGGUUAAUUGUGAACUAAUGCAGGGAUAAUAUUUUAGAGGUUAUUUCUUUAUUUUAGUUCGAGAGAGAAGUUAGAGGAAAUCAUGGUCAUCACAAAAGAAGGCUGGCUGCUAGCAAGAAGCUAACCAUGUUGGAUAGCUAUCAUAAAUAAAUAUUGUAAACUGGCUAAUUUAAACCGAAGAAGAGGUAGCUAAAACUACUGAUUGUGAGCUUUGAUACGGUCGCCUGUUGAAGUCGUGAAGUGUUUUCGGCUGCUUCAUUUUGCACUUGGGGGGGAUGUCGUGCAGAAGUGAAGCGGCUCGGGGGGGCACCCCUUGUCUACAACCACUUCGAGCCACUGUCCCAUUCCAGCUUCACAACAAAGCACAACCGCGCUGCAAAGAUUCCAAGACGGGUGACAGGAACAAGUCUCGCCCCCCAAAGCCGACCAUUCGUCGCACCCUGUCCCUGGAUACAAUCGUUGGACCAUAUCUGCAGGGCCUGUGGCCUAAGGAGGGGGAGAGCCAAGGAGUCACCUGUGUCAAUGACAAGGCCACACAGACUCCCAGCUCCUGGGCAGAGGAGACUCGGGGAAGAAGAAGUGUUGGCGGACACAAACGCUCAGCAUCAUGGGGCAGCGCGGAACACUUGAGGGAGGUGGCUAAGCUCAGGCACCAGCUGCAGAAGCGCUCCCGACACGCCCCUCCCUCUGGGGGAUAUGAGCGUCCCCACCACCCGCUACCUGGAGGCCAUGCACCAGGCGCUACACAGACGGUGCCCCUGAGCAGGUUGGCCCCUCGGCUGCAGCGCAGUGUGGAAGGUCUGAACCUGGAGCUGGAGGGUGUCUUUGUGUCAGAGACACCUGAGGACCAGCACAAGAUCCUGGAUGUCCCAGACGGCCACAGAGCCCCAGUUCCUGCCCAGAGGUGCAGCAGUGGUACCCAGAGUGAGCCCUCCCCUGCCUCGUUCGACCCGGCUUUGCUCUCUCCAUCUGAGUCUCCCUGUGCCCUGAACCCGGCUCUACUCUCCCCAUCUCAGUCUCCCUACCCCAUCGGAGAGCCAGACCCUGUGGACUGUGAGACAAUGUGCCCCUCUCCCUCUCCAGUUGUUCUGGACCCCUUCCUGUUGCAGCCUUCCUCCUCCUCCCCUCGUCCCAACAAGACCUACUCCUUCCAGAGGGAGCCCCCUGAGGGCUGUGAGCGAGUACGAGUAGUGUGUGAAGAGGCUAUUUCUCCCUGUCAGAGAGAGCCUCUCCUCCAGGUAUCCUGCCCUGACCCCAACAAGGUGAAUUUCACUCCUCAUGGAGGCUCUGCCUUCUGCCCUGUCAGUCUGCUCAAGCCCCUACUGCCCUCCAUGGACCUCCUGUUCCGCGGCCUGUCAGUCUCGCCUGUCACAGGCUGCUCAGGUCAAGGCUCUGCCCCCUACCAGACAGUUGGGCAUUCGGUUGGCGGCUACAUGAGUGGACCCCUCCAGGACUCAACCACCAUGUGAAUGUGUAGAGGGGGUUGUUUUCAGACUGGUGAAGAUGUGGAUUUAUCCUAAUAGGAGAUUCAAUCAAAAUGGCUGCAACCACUUUGUCAGGGACUGUUGUGACAAUGACAAACCUCCAGAUCUAUUCAGCUAAGAUCAACAAAAAGAGAGACCAGAGAGACAUCUACAGUGGGUUCUCUGUGGGAUCAAGAUCAAAUCUGUCAUUGGUGUUCUUUCCUGAUUGGUUCUCAGAGGGACUUGCUGGCCACUGGGUACAUUGAUAGUCACUUACCCCCUUGGUUGGGUGGGGGGUAAAUUAGUUGUGGGAAUGUUUGUGUGAGACUGUGUAAAAAACGUAUUUUUAUACUACAAAACAUGGCCUUUCUCUGAUGCCCUUAGAUUUGUUACAGAUAUAGCUAGAGCUUGGAGUCAGAUGUACUUAUUAGUGAUACCCGGGUUGACUCAACCUGCUGUUCCCGCGGUUAUAUCAGCAGGGCGGACGGGUUUAGUCAUCAAAUAUUGUGUGGCUGAAGGGCGGUUGUUGAAUAAAGAGAAAACGAUACCUUAAAAAAAUGCAUAAAUGUAUAAUUCUUGUGCAAUUUAUAUCUAUAGGCUACAUUGAGGUUUUUCUUUCAUUAUUUUGGGCUAUCUGGUAUUAGUGCAUAAACCUAAGAUUUAGGGCUUAACUGUACAUGUACCAAAUAGCCUACACAGCAUAUCACCAAAUAUGCUUUUGGGAACGGGCAGAAAAAGUUAACGUCAAUCCAUGGAAGCAAAAAGGACAUUGUCGAAGUUUAGUUCAAUAAGACAAAAGCUGCGAAAGGAGAGUUGAAAAUAAAGCGAAGGGGCCUCCAGAGUGGCGCAGUGGUCCAAGGCACUGCAUCGCCGUGCUAGAGGCGUCAUUACAGACCCGGGUUCGAUCCCGGGCUGUAUCACAACUGGCCGUGAUCUGGAGUCCCAUUGGGCGGUUCACAAUUAGCCCAGCGUCGUCCAGGUUAGGUUAGGGGAGGGUUUGGCCGGGGGUGCUUGGCUCAUCGCGCUUU
Messenger RNA from Coregonus clupeaformis (lake whitefish), 2922 nucleotides. RefSeq names its product protein FAM117A-like. NCBI's taxonomy places the organism in Eukaryota, Metazoa, Chordata, Actinopteri, Salmoniformes, Salmonidae. The coding region runs from base 707 to 1900 and encodes 397 amino acids. The record is from RefSeq and is a predicted model, not a curated record. The transcript is spliced from 8 exons.